AUAAGAAUCAAUAGAAUACAUAUUAUAUUUAAUAAAUGCGUUUUAUUACUAUUACAUUACUUACUACGGUCUGGUAAAGCUAGAAUAUAACAUUACCUACAACUCUCACGUUCUGCCAACAAAUAAGUGUCUAACUUAGUGUGUGUUAAAAAAUAAUAACUGUGAGUACUUAUCGAGGACUAGUAUGUCGAACAGAGAUACCGCUUUGCAGAACUUCAUCUUAUUCGACGAAGAAACAGUGUCCGUAGACGCAUCGAAUCCGGUGAGUCCGAUUCAACUAGAGCCGACGUCUGCAAUUAUUGCUAUUGGAUAUGUUCCCAAUUACGCUACAAGGUUCGCUGUAAAUUUAACAUGUCGCGCAACUGGAAAUAUUGCAUUUCAUUUAAAUCCGCGGUUAGACAGAGGAUAUAUCGUGAGGAAUUCAAAAAUAAAAGGCUAUUGGAAUGAAGAAGAAACAUGUUCGCCAUUUACUUCAUGUAGCGGUUUAUUACAGCGGAAUUCAUAUUUUCAUUUGGUCAUUUUUUGUUCUUACAAGGAAUUUUAUGUUUCUAUAAAUGGCGAACAUUUUUGUACAUUUACAUACCGGUUGCCAUUAGAAUCAAUAACAGACUUCGAGUAUGACGGUGACGUGGAAGAUAUCCGGAUUCGUGUGAAAAGACUUUACAUAUAUCCUGACCCGAAGAUUAUUAAAUCAACACUUAUGCUUGAAUUGACGGACCAAGGACCUCUUACUAAACCAAAAGUACCCUCGACAAUAUUUAUCCAAGACUUUAACCACGGGACGCGAAUAUUCAUAAAAGGUCGUCUGAAACUUCUACCUCAAUCGUUUUAUGUUAAUCUCCAGUCUAGUCCAUUGAUGUACCCGCACCCAGAUAUUGCUUUACACUUAAAUCCGCGUUUUUACCAUGGAAACCGUUCACCGUUCGUUGUGAUGAAUUGUUGGAAAGCUGGUUCUUGGGGUCACGAGGAACGACACGAAGGACAUUUAUCCUGGGCGCCUGGUAGAGAAUUUCUUCUAACAAUCCGCUGUGAGUAUGAUGGCUACAUAAUCUGGCUGAACAAUAAAAUAAUCGGAGAAUUCAAGCACCGAGUAGAUCCCACGAUCGUCGACACCCUGCUAAUAACCGGUGACAUAGUUCUCUACGAGCUGGCAUUAAAAAAUCUGGAAGAAGCCUGCGAAUAGUCUUAGCCAAGACUAAGACAAUCCAUCAUCACGAGACUUAAUUUUUAGUAUAAUAUAAUAUUAUAUAAUAUAACAACAUUAAAUAUAAAAGGAAGAAAAAUGAGCUAUAACAAAGUUGCAAAUCAAAAAAUAAGUGAAAGUAAAAAAGAAGACAA
Molecule: messenger RNA, 1338 nt
Organism: Cotesia glomerata
Lineage: Eukaryota; Metazoa; Arthropoda; Insecta; Hymenoptera; Braconidae
Product: galectin-9-like
Exons: 7
Coding region: 185-1183 (332 amino acids)
Molecular function (GO): galactoside binding; carbohydrate binding
Source: RefSeq, a predicted model, not a curated record